UAGAGUGGUAGAUGUUGGUUUAGUUGUUGUUGAUAGAGUGGUGGAUAUUGGUGCAGUUGUUGUUGAUAGAGUGAUGGAUGUUGGUGCAGUUGUUGUUGAAAGAGUGGUGGAUGUUGGUGCAGUUGUUGCUGAGGUUGGUGCAGUUGUUGUCGAUGGAGUGGUAGAUGUUGGUGCAGUUGUUGGUGAUAGAGUGGUGGAUGUUGGUGCAGUUGAUAUUGAGGUUGGAGCAGCAGUUGCUGGUAGAGUGGUAGAUGUUGGUGCAGUUGAUAUUGAGGUUGGUGCAGUAGUUGUUGGUAGAGUGGUAAAUGUUGGAGCAGUUGUUAGAGUGGUGGAUGUUUGUGCAGUUGUUGUUGAGGUUGGUGCAGCAGUUGUUGGUAGAGUGGUAGAUGUUGGUGAAGUUGAUGUUGAGGUUGGUGCAGCAGUUGUUGGUAGAGUGGUAGAUGUUGGUGCAGCAGUUGUUGGUAGAGUGGUAGAUGUUGGUGCAGUUGAUGUUGAGGUUGGUACAGUUGUUUUUAACAGAGUGGUAGAUGUUGGUGCAGUUGUUGUUGGGGUUGGUGCAGCAGUUGUUGGUAGAGCGGUAGAUGUUGGUGCAGUUGAUGUUGAGGUUGGUGCAGCAGUUGUUGGUAGAGUGGUAGAUGUUGGUGCAGUUGUUGUUAACAGAGUGCUAGAUGUUGGUGCAGUUGUUGUUGAUGGAGUGGUAGAUGUUGGUGCAGUUGAUGUUGAGGUUGGUGCAGCAGUUGUUGAUGGAGUGGUAGAUGUUGGUGCAGUUGAUGUUGAGGUUGGUGCAGCAGUUGUUGGUAGAGUAGUAGAUGUUGGUGCAGUUGAUGUUGAGGUUGGUGCAGUUGUUGUCGAUGGAGUGGUAGAUGUUGGUGCAGUUGUUGUUAAUGGAGUGGUAGAUGUUGGUGCAGUUGAUUUUGAGGUUGGUGCAGCAGUUGUUGGUAGAGUGGUAGAUGUUGUUGCAGUUGAUGUUGAGGUUGGUGCAGCAGUUCUUGGUAGAGUGGUAGAUGUUGGUGGAGUAGAUGUUGAUGUUGGUGGAGUUGUUGAUAGAGUGGUGGAUGUUUGUGCAGUUGUUGUUGUGGUUGGUGCAGCAGUGGUUGGUAGAGUGGUAGCUGUUGGUGGAGUUGAUGUUGAGGUUGGUGCAGCAGUUGUUGGUAGAGUGGUAAAUGUUAGUGCAGCAGUUGAUGGCAGAGUGGUAGAUGUUGGUGCAGUUGAUGUUGAGGUUGGUGCAGCAGUUGUUGGUAGAGUGGUAGAUGUUGGUGCAGUUGAUGUUGAGGUUGGUGCAGCAGUGGUUGGCAGAGUGGUAGAUGUUGGUGCAGUUGAUGUUGAAGUUGGUGCAGCAGAUUUUGUUGAGGUUGGUGCAGCAGUUGAUGGCAGAGUGGUAGAUGUUGGUGCAGCAGUUGUUGGUAGAGUGGUAGAUGUUGGUACAGUAGUUGUUGAUGGAGUGGUAGAUGUUGGUGCAGCAGUUGUUGACAGAGUGGUUGAUGUUGGUACAGUAGUUGUUGAUGGAGUGGUAUAUGUUGGUGCAGCAGUUGUUGGUAGAGUGGUAGAUGUUGGUGCAGCAGUUGUUGAUGGAGUGGUAGAUGUUGGUGCAGUUGAUUGUGAGGUUGGUGCAGCAGUUGUUGGUAGAGUGGUUGAUGUUGGUGCAGUAGUUGUUGAUGUAGUGGUAGAUGUUGGUGCGGUUGAUGCUGAGGUGGUUUCAGUUGUUGUUGACAGAGUGGUUGAUGUUGGUGCAUUUGAUGUUGGUGGAGUUGUUAGGAAAAUCAUGGCAGAGAACAGUGACCUAUAG
Molecule: messenger RNA, 1786 nt
Organism: Sinocyclocheilus anshuiensis
Lineage: Eukaryota; Metazoa; Chordata; Actinopteri; Cypriniformes; Cyprinidae
Exons: 18
Coding region: 74-1786 (570 amino acids)
Molecular function (GO): nucleic acid binding
Source: RefSeq, a predicted model, not a curated record